Messenger RNA from Botrytis porri, 960 nucleotides. RefSeq lists its product as uncharacterized. NCBI's taxonomy places the organism in Eukaryota, Fungi, Ascomycota, Leotiomycetes, Helotiales, Sclerotiniaceae. The coding region runs from base 1 to 960 and encodes 319 amino acids. The record is from RefSeq and is a predicted model, not a curated record. The transcript has 2 exons. Gene Ontology annotation, molecular function: protein binding.
AUGGGAACGGUGAAAAAUCCGACAGUGCGCAGGAUCACUGAAACGGAUCUGAUAGAAGUCCCAGAUCUUCAAGAUUCCAUGGACCUUGGCACAAAGUCGUCCGAGUAUCUCACCAGGGUGGCCACUUCUACACAGGCAUCUAGCAGUUCGACGGCAGGCUCUCCAAAUGGCACACCCAACAAUGGUGUUCAAGGAUUAGACGACAUCAAUUUCAUGUACAGCUUAAUAUCACGCAGCCAUAGCUCGUUUUCGACACCGAAGUCAUCAGCCAGCCCUAUGAGCUCAGACUGCUUCAACUUUUAUGGGACCCUAGAAAGUCUCUUUUCACCCACCCGCUCCGAUCAUGCACACCAUAAAGGCUCUGGAAAUGAACCGCAUAUUCAUCCGGACAUGGCAUUGAUACCGCAAAAUUACAGCAAUUCCAGUCAAUCGAGUUUGACAAAGGAACAGCCCACUUCAAUAUUACCCAAAGCAGAUGGAAAAAGUGAAGGAUGGUUCAGUCCGCUACACAUCGCCGCUCGCAGAGGUCACGAGACGAUCGUCCGCACCCUCACAUCACACAAUAUCGACUGCAACGAAAAGGAUGAUGAAAUGCGAACGGCUUUAAUUCAUGCAUCAAUAGACGGGCAUGAACCCGUAGUCAGUCUACUUCUUGCACACAGCGCUCGUAUCAGUGAUGUAGACCGACGGGGACGAUCCGCAUUGUACUGGGCUACCAUGAAUCAGCAUCAAGAUGUUUUACGAUUGCUUUUGUGGGAACACGACAAGAGAGAUUGGGAGCAAAGCCUUGAUGCGUUUGAUUACAUGGGUUGGACUGCUCUGCAUAUUGCUAUUGAAAAGGGCUUCGACGUUGGAGUUCAAUUGUUAUUAGCAAGUGACGCUGAUUUGAAUGCGAAAGCGCAAAAGACGUGCAACGGUGAUGGUGACAAGGAUGAUAGUAGAACCGUGCAAGCGGGCUAA